CGGAGAAGAAGGUUUACGUCUAUCCGUACACGGGUUCUUCUGUCGCCGAUUGCUACUAGCCUCUGUACCUAUACCAUGCUAGACUAGAAACGCAAUUUUCUGCUCGGUUCGAUAUCAGCUCCUGUGGCGAAAGUGAGGACUGCUAUCGUUACGUAUUCGCGUUCGGAUGUGCUGGAGGCAAGUGACUCCAAACCGGGAAUCGGCCGAAGUGCGAUAUCGAUCGAUAAAAAUUGUUCCGCGACAGUUCGCGUGAUCGGUGCGUGUAAUUUGUUCGAUCCAAAAUAAGCAUUGGUUAUUUUUUACUUCUGCUAUUCAUUCUUAGGCAGACUAUUCUGGUGAGGUAGCAAAGUACUGCCAAGGGUGUCAAAGUCGAAGUCUGCCGACGACAAGUUUACCGUCUCUUGAGAGGAGAAGAUAGGACUGAAUGUUGUGACAAACAGUAGUAGGAGCAGCAGCAGCAGCAGCAGCAACAGCAAAAAGCAGUGUUGUACGUCUUUUUCGCUAAGCUUAAACUAAAGUGCGAGUGCGGAUUAUUUGAGUACUUUCUCAACCUUGGAUUGAGCUACGACAAAUCUGCCAGUUUUUUUGAUUUUGUUUUUUUGUUGUUCGUUUCUUACACAUCUCUCCGAUGUCGUGAGACUAACGGAGCCGAGUGGGGUAUGAAACAAGAAGGAAAAUAAAACAACGCAAAUCGCAAAACCCUUGAAAACCAAACAAAAGGAUCUAAGUGGAAUUCCUCCAACGAACCAGUGCCCGUAGUGCGAGUAGUGACAAGUGUGUUUACCGAGCUCCAAUUGGAAAAAGAAAAGAUAAUUUAAGUGCCCCUUUUUUUUCUCUGCCGAAAGAGCAGAGGAAGAAAAUAUCGAAAAAAAUAAAUAGUGAUCAAAUUGUGCAACUCCAGUUGGUGAAUGGUGAAGAAGAUACUGUUUCUGUUCGGUGGCCGAAUACGGAUUCCCUCAACUUUUCCUGUGGAGUAGCAUGCAAAAAAACCGUAAAGGUGGCUGGCGUAUCAGCGACCACGGAGCGAUUAACUGCUCCCCCGGCGCCUCCUCAGGGCCACUCGCCCCUCCAACUGUUAGAUGAGCCUCACAUGUCCAUUGCUGCGGCUGAAAAUGCAGGGUAAGCAAACGAUAUACACCGGACUGACGAGAAUUGUGAAUUCUAUUCUGGCGCCACGGACUAAUUGUGCUGUCCUUCUAAUCAGGCUUGGCCCAUGUGAACUUCCAUUGCCGGACCAGUGGCUCGUCCAUACACAGCUCCUACAAUCGUCACAAUCGUCACAAUCGUCACAACAAUAUUCAUCGUCAUCGCAAGGCCAAAGUUUGGGUUUGGCUGGACUGUCAACACUGCCGUUACAACAAUCUCAUCACCAUCAUCAGCAGCAGCAGCAGCAACAUUCCAACAGUACCCAACAGCAGCAGCAGCAGCAUCCGCAUCAGCAACAGUCUUCAGGUCAGCAAACACCGUCUGCAUCACCGCAGCAGCAUCUGCAGUCGAAAAUAAUGAACGCCGUGGUUCCGGCCGUGUCGGUUCCGGCAGCAACCAAAAAAAUUCGUAGAAAGCCUGAUACUAAGCCACAAUCACAAAUCAACAAGUGCAACAACGAGAAACGUCGCCGGGAAUUGGAGAAUGAGUACAUCGAACAGCUCGGCGAGUUUCUGCAGAUCAACAAGCGGGAUAUGACCGCAUGCAAGCCGGACAAGGCAGCGAUACUCAGUGAAGUCGUGCGAACGUUUCGUCGCUUGCUGGAGCAAGGAAACCGCGAUCUAACCGGAUCGAACCGUUGCUCGAAGUGUUCGCCCGAUUGCAGCGACUCCUGCAAGCUGCACCCGGUUCAGCAGGGUGAAGUUUCCUCCACGGAACCGCCACUGCCGGAACCGUCCGCCAACGGGCACUCGCCGGAGAAGUCGGCCUACUUCGAAGCGGUCCAGCAUUACAUCUCCAACGUGGGCUGGGCGCUGCUCGAAAUCAACUCGGAGGGUGUCAUCGAAUGUGCCACCGAGAACGUACUGGACGUGCUGCACUACUCGCGUACCGAACUGCACGGACAGUCCAUUUAUUCGUACCUGCAUACUGGUGAUCAUUCAAAGCUGAGUCCUAUUUUAAAUAAGAAUUCGUUUGAACUGAACUGGGAUCAAGAUGAGAUGUUUUAUCAGACACCAAAGCGAACGAUUCGGACGAAGAUUCGCUGGCUGCUGAAAGCGCCGGAGAGUGCCAACGAUACGAUCGAGCAGAAACAGCAACGCCAGGACAAGUACAAGGAUCUGCUAAUCAUCUCCGCUCCCGUCAAAGAUGACACCGACACCGAGUCGUCGUCGGUGCUUUGCCUAAUUACACUACCAGAGGACGACCACCAGGGCGCCAUCGAGAGCCACACUAUGCCACAGACGCUGGAUGAGCAACUGACGCUCAAGCUGGAUAUGAGUGGUGCCGUUAUAGAUUUGGACGCAGCGACGCUUAGAAAACAAUUCGCAGGAUACCUAACCAAAGAGACUGUACGGUCAAUCCACGAUCUCUGUCACUUUCAGGAUCGGCCUCGUUUGAACGAGCACCUCAACAAUGUGAUGAACGCGAACGGUACCGCUCAAAUUUCGUCGUACCGAUUGCGUCUCGGCGGACCAGACGUGUACGUACACGUCAAGGCCCAGACGAGAUUAUUUCGCAACAACAAACCAAAUGAACCGGAUUUCAUAAUGGCCAUCCAUACGAUUCUGACCGAUAGUGAGGUAGCCAUGGUGGAAAGUGGACUGGCAAGCGGGAAUAAUCCGUCAUCGUCGUCAUCGUCUGGUUUGGCCAUGCCAAGCACCAGCAGUAGUGGCAACACCGGUGGCAGUACCGCACGUCAACUACAACAAAUUACGCAGGGAGUUAGUAACAUGGGCGGACCGUUGAUGUCCAGUAUACUGAACGGAGGUGGAGCUAGUGGGGGGACUGGUCCAGCUGGUUCCGGUGGAUCCGGUGGUCUUCAGGGUGUCCUAGCUUCGGUUGUAUCGCCGCGGAGCAAUCCGAACUCCUCGCUGCUGCAAUCAGAUAGUUCAAACUUUUUCAAUUCGGAUUUUGAAUUCGAGUUUCCACAUUCCACAUUUGACAUGGAGUCGGUCGGUGUUGGCUGGGAUUCAAGGCCUGACUCGCGAACGAGUGUGACUCCGGUCAGUACGCCUCGGCCCCCGUCGGUAACGGCGUUCAGUCCUGCAGCAGCUCCCAUGUGCCCCUCCCCACUCACUCCAUACCAUGGUGGAAGUGCCGGUGGACAGCCGUCUCCUUCGAACAACAAUAACAACAACAGUAUGACGAAUAACAAUACCGGUCCGUUCGGAGGAAAUUUUCCAUUUCCGUUUGAUGACAAGGAGAAAAUUCAGGAACAGAUUCAUCAACAGCAGCAGCAACAACAACAACAACAGCACCAACAACAGCAGCAGCAGCAGCAACAACAACAGCAUCAACUACAACAGCAUCAGCAGCAACCACAACAACAGAUGGCCUCACACGACUCAGAGCGGUUACGUAAUCUACUGACAACCAAACGAUCUCACUCAAAUGCCUCGUCCUCGUCUGGUUUGGAUAUGGAUCAUGACCACCGGAACCCGAAUCGGAUUCUAAAGGGCUUACUAAAUUGCGAAGAAGAUAAGGAUAGUAACGGAAAUAAGUUAAGCACUACUGCGGCUCUUUCACAACGUUUACCUCAGUCGGUUAGAGUCCACCAGUCGUCGCAUGGUGGUGGUGGUAGUAGUGGUGGCUUAGGGGGCAGCCGCCCGGGCGGCACAGAACUCAAAUCUGGUAGCAAUAACAUGCUAUUGCAGCUACUCAACGAGAAAAGUGACGACGAUGAUCCGGAAGCGCGGAAACGGCCGAGUGAACUGAUGCGACAGUUACAGAAAGUUAAAGAUGAACCGAAGGAGCACCCGGCCCCGCUCAACAACGAGGAACUAAUCCAGAUGCUUCGAUUGCAGGGAAACGAUCGCAAGCGACCCUCGAACGAACCGGAUGAGGGUGGUGCCGCGAAACGCCCCGAUGAUAAACCGUCCAAACUGCGCGAGAAGAACAAAAUGCUAGCCUCGCUGUUGGCCAAUCCGGCCAAGGCUCCAACACCGUUACUGCCCGGUCACCUGCCUCUGAACCGCAUCAUCCCCGAUAUACCCAUCUCCAAUGUGGCCCGGCAGAUGGCCAGUGUCACCAGUUCGACACCUCCGAAUCAGAGCAUCAACAACAACAACAACCUGACAACCAACAACAAUAAUCUGAAACAAGUACAACAGAUUAACCAUCAGCUGCGGAUGCAUCAACAGCAGCACAUGCGCAAAUCAGCUAUGCCUUCACAAUCACAACAGCCACCUACUUCAUCCGAUAUCUACCUCAGCCACCAACAGCAGCAGCAGGCGCUACUACAGCAGCAACUGGUUGCUUCCCAGCAGCGUCAGCAAAAUUUCUCCCCAGCGAUUCAAGACUCGGGCAUCGGUUCGGUCGGUAGUGGUCCGUUCGCGACAUCCUCGUCGGCCACUUCAACCACCAAUCAACCGACACCCGAGUGGGAUCCGGAGCUAAACGAAAUACUUAACCACGUAAUCGAUAUCGCUCCCGAGGGUAACUUUGGCGAAAGCGAACUCAAUAGUCUUUUAGGUAUAAGUUCCAUCGAGUCAUCCACAUCAACCACUCCAUCCCAAUCGAGUCAGCAGGACAUCCAGGAAAAGCUAGCGAUUAACGCAAUCCAGAAAUCCCUGAUGCAGAUUGAAAACGUCACCUCACCAAUGCAGUACAGUGGAAGUCCACCGGCGUAUCCGAUGCACGGUAUGGGCCCCGGAGGUUCUCCGGCAGGCGCCAUGGGUCCACAGCAACAGCAGCAACAACAACAACAACAGCAGCAAGGUCCCGGUACACCGACAUCUUCCAAUCCGCCGAACUUUACCCCGCCUCCAGUAUACACACCGCGCAUGCGUCUGUCCGGACCGGGACCGGGACCGGGUGGUGUCGGACAGAUGGGUAACGGUGCACCCGGAGCGAAUGCGCUUGCCAUUCAGAAGUUGCAGAACCAUCACCAACAGCAGAACCGGUUGCACCAGGAACAGCAACGACAGCGGCUUUUGCAGCAGCAGAAGCAACAGCAGAUGGUCGUCCCUGUCAAUGCGACCGCCAAUGCCGACAUAAACCUUGGAUUAACACCGGGCAUGCAGAACAUCGAAUCGCUGCUGAAUAACACCGUGGCCCCGAACGUUUCGCUGACCCGUGCGAACAGUGUCGUGCCGGAUCCCCAGCUCAGUCCCGGUUUUUCGCCGGGGCAAUUGAUGCAACAGCAGUUGAGUCCAAACCAACGAACUCAGCUCAGUCCACAGCAGGCAGCUUUUCAAGGUAACCCGUUCAACAAUAAUCCGGUCCAUCGGAUGUCACCGCAACAGCAGCAGCAAAUGGUCGCUAGUUUCCAGCAUAGUAAUUCCGGAAACCAGCAACUUUCGCCUCGACAGCCUCCCUUCAGCAGUGCCCAACAGGUGACACAAUCCAACCCAGUUGCCAUUCAGCAGCAGCAACAGCAGCAGCAGCAAUGGCAGCAGAGUGCAAACGCCCGCCUUUCAAUCCAGCAGCAAAAUCCAAUGCUCAAUGCUCAACUAUCGACGGUGCCAGGAUUCAAUCCAAAUGCAGCCAACCGACAGUUCGUGGCACCUCAAAGACAGCGUUCGCUGAAUUCUCCCGGAACACCGCGACAAGGUUCGUUCGGUGCAACAGUAGAUGGAGGAUUUCCCGGUCCACCGAGUCCCUCACAAGCCAAUACCUCAUCAGGGCCUAACUUCGGUAAUCCCGUCUAUGCUAGCCAACAAAUGAGACUCCAAAGACAGGGAAGUGUUCCUCCGCAGGCCACCCAGCAUUUGCCAGGAUCGCCACGUCCCUCGUACGGUGGACAUGGACCCGGUCCGGACGCUAGUGGCUAUGGGAUGAUGUUCAACAAUGCCGCCAUGCAGCAGCACUCUGCAGGCUCACCAGGCGAUUUCUUCAAUCGCAGUCAAACUGGUGCCAACGGUGGGCUGAACUCGUCGGAACUGGUUCGGCAGGAGCUCAGGGCGGUGGUUAGUGGAAGAGCACAGAACGCAGCAAGUGGCGGUGUUGGCGGAACGGGCGGCCUGCGAACACCGCAAAGUCCGAUUGGAAUGUCGCCUAUGGUAACCGCCGGCGGUGGUGGUGGUGGUGGGGGCAUACAGGGACCUGGAAGUGCACACAGUGGGGCCGGAACCGUCGGUAACAACAAUGGUUCCGUACUCAGUCCCGGCAUGGGAAGCAUAACAGGAAGUUUAGUUAGUAGUGGUGGCGGUGUUGGUGGUGGUGGUGGCAGCGGAGGUGGAGCAGGAGGAGGAGGAGGUGGAGGUGGAGCAAAUGGAAGCAAUUCUGGCAACACGGACGGUAUGCAGACAUCACAGUUACCAGGUACGUCAUCGUUACUCAACACACCAGGCGACAUGGAUCCGUCAAUGCUAUUCAAUUUUCACCUCGCGCCGAAAGUGGAUAUUGGCGGAACCGUUCUAGAUAGUAAAUUAGUAACCUCUAACCAAUGGCCGUCGGUAGCCGACGAAAAUGACAACCCUAUUAAGAGGAAUUCUUCGGAGGAAAUACGAGUCGGUGACCCGAAAAAUUCGUCCCUCCUUCUGCAAAAACUUCUAUCGGAUUAAAGUGAUAAAUUUAUUUAGCUUUGUUUUGUAAAUUUAGUCCAGUUGUUUUGUUUUUUCGUUUUGUUUUAUUUUACGACAAAUUAAAAAAAAAGAAAAAAAAACAUUGAAAUUGUACAUUUACGUACACACAGUCUAGUUGUGUUACAAUUUGAUUUGGCAUAUUACAGAAAAGAAAAAAAAAUGAAUAAAUAUUCAAAAAAAAAAACCACACAAGUUAAAAACGGAAACAACAAAACAGAAAUGAUAAGCGAUGUGAUGUUCACUGUGGGGUAGAACCAGGAACCAUAAAUAACAACCUGAAAUGAAAGUAUAUGAACAUAAUGAGGAGACAAAAAAAAACAGAAUGGUACCGCGCUGUAAAUAUUAGUUAUUGUAAAGUGUAAUCCAAGUAUAUAAUUUAAAGUAUAUAUAUACAGAAGUAAAGUUGAUCUAAGGUUUAAACAAAUAAGUAAAUGAAAAAUGCUAAAGUAAAAAUACAAAACAAAGUAAGGAAAAUAGAAAUACCUCUAAAGUUAGUUCAAACUAAUAAAAGGAAAAAACGAAAGUGUUAAACAAAAAAAAAAACAUGUAUCUAAAUUAACCAAAAAAUCAACAAACAAUGAACGGUUGGAACAUUGAAACCAGCAAGAGACGAAUCAAAUACUAGUUCGAAAGCAAAAAACAAAUAGAAACAAACAGACAAGACUAGUUGCAUAUUCGAUGAUAGAAAGUUAUUCACUCGUUGAGGACGUAGAAAAUCUAGAGGACAGUAAAUUCAGGCGAGACCAAGCAGAUCUCGAUCCCAAAGACUUGCGAGCAUGCAAAACAAAACAAAACAAAACAAAAAAUAACGAAAACAAACAAACGAACAUUUGAAAACACCCAUCAAUCAACGGUUUCGCAUUUAUUACAAGAAAUUGAACCAGAAAAAUCAAUGUUGCAGCAAAAUGUCACAAACUUGUUAAUGUGUAGAAGAGCACGAGUUAAAAGCAAACGAUAGGAUUGAUAGGAUUUUCCAUCUCUUCUCAGCCAACGGUCCUUCCCAAAAGACAGGGAUGGAAAGUUAGAAAAAAGAGAAAGAAAUAGAGAGUUAGAGAGAGAGAGAGAGAUCACCUUCACAACGCCACCUGUCUGACCCCUCGCUGUUUGAGUUAGUUUCCGUGCUUCGGUGCCCUACGUAGCUACAAUGCGAGAGCGAUCGAGAUAUAGCGAAUUAGUCACUGCGGAGCAACUGUGUGACAGUUGGAACUCGUCACUGUUGGGCAAAUUGAGAAAAAAAAAUGCACACCCGAAAUCCGGGAGCCGAUUCUCUACAGGAAGGAAUAAACAAACUAACAAAAAAAAAAAGCAGAUACCGAACGAGGACCGUGUGCUGUGAUAAUUAUUUUCUUUUUUGAGAGAUUGCGACCUCGAUCGGUUAUCUGCUGCUGCGACGAGGAAUGACUGCUCAAAUCACAUCCACCAUACACUAGUACUAGUGGCUCGCAGACUUGGGGAGGGGCAAUUAAGGUGUCACCCAUGAAAAACAAUUGAAGAAAAAUCAACAGCAGCGAAAAAACGUAAAAAAAAAAACAUUGGACUCAGUCCGAGUGAAGCGCGAGAGAAGGGUAAUCAAUGAGAGCGUAAGCUUAGGGAGUUAGGAGAAAAUAAAGUGAAACUACGUAGGUACCUCUUAUCCAUGCAAAUACUAUUUAUCAGGAGAAAAGUGUUUGAAAUUAACUAACAAGGGUGUAAUUUUUUUUGUAGAUUUUUUCACUAGCAUCAUUACUUGUGUGUUUGAGGCUAGCACAACACACGAAGCCGAGAUGCUCUCAGAUCAUUUAAGUGAAACUAUCAGUUUAAGAGUAUUGGCGAAUUGCUUAACUUUGCAAACUGUUUCGUGACAGCUCACUCACACAUACACAAACACAAACACACAUACAUACAUCCAUACAUACAUACAUACAUACAUGAAAAAGGCUUUUUCUCUCAUACACACACACACUCUAUUGUAUAUUUUGUAUUCAAAUUGUAAAGUUACUUGGAAGCUACUAGAAGUCAGAUAAAGUUCGCUGAAAGCGGUAAACAAACGGCAAACACGCGCGCGCGCGGACAGAGCAAAAGGAUACAUACUAUUAAAAUACACGAUCCGUUUGCUGCGUGUGCUUCUAAUUUAAUUUGCAUACUACACAAAAUGGAAUAAACGGAAGCGGAAGACGUGGUGUGGAAUGGACGCGUAAGUAAGGCGGGGUGGGGGCCGAGCGUUCGAGAUGUGUCCACCCAGCAUUCGGUACUUCGGUUAAUUUGACGGGCAGUUUUUCAAAAUUAGAUCACAUCAGGGCACCACCACGCGUUGGAUCCUCUCCACCCCCCCCAAACACCUACACCCACACACACACACAGUUUAUUUUUAACCACUUAAUGUUAAUUGGAAGCUUCCCGCUCCUCUUUUGAUUUUAUUAUUAAUCCAUACGCGUACACGAUACAUGAUAAUUUAAUUUUUAUUAUUAUUGCUAUUAUACAUUUACAUGUUGAGGUUAGUUUUAUUUUGUGUUUUAUGCAAAAAAGAUGGCGAAAUAUAUUUUUGUUAUAAUAUUAAUAAUAAAAAUAUCCAAUCGUUUGUUUUA
Molecule: messenger RNA, 9235 nt
Organism: Malaya genurostris
Lineage: Eukaryota; Metazoa; Arthropoda; Insecta; Diptera; Culicidae
Gene: tai
Product: nuclear receptor coactivator 2
Exons: 20
Coding region: 1080-6650 (1856 amino acids)
Biological process (GO): cellular response to hormone stimulus; positive regulation of transcription by RNA polymerase II
Cellular component (GO): nucleus
Molecular function (GO): nuclear receptor binding; protein dimerization activity
Source: RefSeq, a predicted model, not a curated record